AUCAAUGUAUAGUGUGGCCUGUGAAAUAUUGGCAUAAAUAGUUUUGGCUAAUGUUGGAGUAAUCGUGGUUUUUAUAAUAAGGAGAUUACAAUAGAAAUAAUUUGGUGAUUCCAAUUGUUCGAGGGUGAUAAGUUUUUUUCUAAUCAAUAUUCCAAUUUUUAGUUGUAUGAAAAUAUUAUUAAUUUGAUUGAAAUUAAUGUUUCUCUACUAUUUUUAAAUUGUGUUUGGCAACGCGAACAACGCAGAUUUCCAUUUGUAUGAAUCAUUUUGUAUUGUACAUCUAUGAACAUCCUGUUUCUUUCAAUGUAGACCAUCUUGUGAAAUAAGUAUUGGUGUUUUGUUCCACGUGGGAAUUCAGUAUGAGUUCCCUAAAGCUGCAGAAGAGGCUGGCAGCCUCUGUGAUGAGGUGCGGGAAGAAGAAAGUGUGGCUGGACCCUAAUGAGAUAAACGAGAUUGCCAACACCAACUCCAGACAGAACAUCCGCAAGCUGAUCAAGGACGGGCUGAUCAUCAAGAAGCCCGUGGCCGUGCACUCGCGGGCGAGAGUGCGCAAGAACACGGAGGCCCGCAGGAAGGGCCGGCACUGCGGCUUCGGCAAGCGGAAGGGAACGGCGAACGCCAGGAUGCCGCAGAAGGUGCUGUGGAUAAACCGCAUGCGCGUGCUGAGGCGUCUGCUGAAGAAGUACCGGGAGGCCAAGAAGAUUGACCGUCACCUGUACCAUCAGCUGUACAUGAAGGCGAAGGGUAACGUGUUCAAGAACAAGAGAGUCCUGAUGGAGUUCAUUCACAAGAAGAAGGCGGAGAAAGCCAGGACCAAGAUGUUGAACGACCAGGCGGAGGCGCGCAGGCAGAAGGUGAAGGAGGCGCGCAAGCGGCGUGAGGAGAGGAUCGCGGCCAAGAAGCAGGAGCUGCUGCAGAUGCACCAGCGCGAGGACAGCGCGGCCGCCGAAGCCAAGAAGUGAUCCCAUCGUCGCCCGCCUCCCGCCGCUUUGUUUUUUUGUCGCCUCCUUGUGGGGAAUAAAGGACUCUUUGAAAAUC
Messenger RNA from Bacillus rossius redtenbacheri, 1038 nucleotides. It is a transcript of the gene RpL19, whose product is annotated as large ribosomal subunit protein eL19. The record is from RefSeq and is a predicted model, not a curated record. Gene Ontology annotation, molecular function: RNA binding; structural constituent of ribosome. NCBI's taxonomy places the organism in Eukaryota, Metazoa, Arthropoda, Insecta, Phasmatodea, Bacillidae. Bases 360 to 962 code for a protein of 200 amino acids. The transcript is spliced from 6 exons. Gene Ontology annotation, biological process: translation. Gene Ontology annotation, cellular component: cytosolic large ribosomal subunit; ribosome.